AGCGCAUGGGUCGGUCUGUUCAGAGACAGCUGGAGGUGGUCAGAUGGGAGUGAUUUCUCUUUCAGAUACUGGGAUAUGCAGUUAUUCAAUGAUGAACAAAGCAACAAGACAUGUGCUAUGACUCUGUUAAACAGAUCAGGAAAAUGGAGCUCUGAUGAAUGUGACAAAGAAAAACCCUUCUUCUGUUAUGAUGAUAAAUUGAUCCUGAUCAAAGAAAACAAGACCUGGGAGGAGGCCUUGGAUUACUGCAGAGAGUAUCACAGGGGACUGGUCUCCAUCACUAACCCUUACCAACAGAGAUGGGCGGAGGUGAGAGCCAAGAACGCCUCGAGUCCUUUUGUCUGGCUCGGCCUGCGAUACUCCUGCACUCUGGAUCUGUGGUUCUGGGUCAAUGACAAGCUGGUCUGCUAUGAGAAGUGGGGCAGAGAGGGAAAGGCUGAGGAGUGUGGCAGGGCUGUGGGCAUGCAGAGUGGAGGACAGCAUGAGUGGGUCAGUCAGAGAGAAAAUGAGAAAUACAAUUUUUUUUGUUUUAAAUAAGA
This is a messenger RNA of Oreochromis niloticus (Nile tilapia), 539 nucleotides long. Its product is annotated as macrophage mannose receptor 1-like. The coding region runs from base 76 to 537 and encodes 153 amino acids. The record is from RefSeq and is a predicted model, not a curated record. Lineage: Eukaryota; Metazoa; Chordata; Actinopteri; Cichliformes; Cichlidae. The transcript has 2 exons.